Messenger RNA from Cynocephalus volans (Philippine flying lemur), 1183 nucleotides. It is a transcript of the gene C11H3orf18, whose product is annotated as chromosome 11 C3orf18 homolog. NCBI's taxonomy places the organism in Eukaryota, Metazoa, Chordata, Mammalia, Dermoptera, Cynocephalidae. The record is from RefSeq and is a predicted model, not a curated record. Bases 365 to 853 code for a protein of 162 amino acids. The transcript has 5 exons.
CUAGCCCAGGCUGGCAGAGCCGGCUCGCGCGGCCGCGGGCGGUGCGCGGUAGCUGACUUGGCCUGCGGCUCAGAGCGUGCAGGUAGGGCGGACCUCGGGUCGGACUGGUCGCUCUCCACGCCGGGACUGGGGGUUCGCCCUGCCCCAGCCUCCCGGCUGUCACCACCACCCCUAUCCUCUCUGACUGAGCUGGGCGCCCCGGAGAGGAUUAACACCCAGGGAGGCAGGGGACUCCCUUUAUCCAAGGAGGUGGCUUUGCAGGUAGCCACCAGAGGUAGCAGGAGCCACUUCUUGAUGUCAGAAGUGAGUAGGCAGGUUGACUGACCAUAGGCAGUCUCUCAGCCAGGGCUCUCUCAGCGUCAGAAUGAACUCCAGGAUCCCAUCUGUUAGGGGCUGGUUCAGCAGCCAUCCACCCACAUCUGAGCCUGACCUGGAGUCUACCACAGAUGGGCCAGCCUCCGAGACCACCACCCUCAGCCCAGAAGCUACCAGCUUUAAUGACACCAGAAUCCCUGACGUGGCUGGGGGUGCAGCCGGCGUGGGCACCAUGCUUCUGUCCUUUGGGAUCAUCACUGUGAUUGGCCUGGCUGUGGCCAUGGUUUUGUACUUCAGGAAGAAGAAGAGACUGGAGAAGCUUCGCCACCAGCUCAUGCCCAUGUACAACUUCGACCCCACAGAGGAACAAGAUGAACUGGAGCAGGAGCUGCUGGAGCAUGGGCGGGACGCUGCCUCCGUGCAGGCUGCCACCUCUGUGCAGGCCACGCAGGGCAAGACCACUCUUCCCUCCCAGGGCCCACUGCAGAGGCCCAGCCGGCUGGUGUUUACAGAUGUAGCCAACGCCAUCCAUGCGUGAGUGGCCUGGGGACAGGCCUGGACCUCUGAUAGAGACACCUGCUAUGGUGCCCAGAGAACUACCCCCUCCCUGAUUGUCAAGACCUAUUCUCAGGACUUGCCCUGCCAAGACAGAAAGGGCCAGGUCAGGCCCCAGCUGUUCUGUGGACCCAUCUGCUAAUUCUGUAGGCUCAAGAGAGGGCCCUUGGCCAGCCUGGGCAUCUGGCCACUGACUUCUCCUGACCUGAGGGCCAUGAUAUGGGGGGAAUCCCUCAUGCAGGGAAGGUCAAGAGCCACUGCAGGCUUCCUUGUCUCCUGUUCAGACCCCUCACAUCAGGGCCCGCUUCUCUAA